CCAACAACAAACAGAGGGAGACCCAUAAAAGGAGGUUGUGAGAGUAAAAGAGGGUGUGAGAAAGGACUAAAAAAGGCUGCACGAAUGGAUGAACGGCAAGAAAUGAAAGUCAAGAACCCAUGGCACAGACCACUCGUCAUCUUCAUCACUGUCAUUAUUGCGGUGGGAAUCAUCGUAAUGGUGGCUGUUGCAGUAGUACAGCACAAACCUCUGCUUCAGAAGUACAAGUAUGGAAUCGUUCUUGAUGCAGGGUCAUCUCACACAUCUGUUUAUAUCUAUGAGUGGCCAGCAGAGAAAGAAAACAACACUGGCAUGGUUAAGCAAACACAUGCCUGUAAUGUGAAAGGCAAAGGAAUUUCCAGUUACUCCGGCAAUCCAACACAGGCAGGUGAUUCCCUUAAGGACUGUAUGGAUGAAGCCAGAGAAAAAAUUCCUAAACACAGACACCAAGAAACGCCGGUGUACCUGGGAGCCACUGCAGGCAUGAGGCUGCUCAAGAUGGAAAAUGAUAAUGCCUCACAGAAAGUUUUGGAGUCUGUAGAACAGUUCCUGCAGACAUACCCAUUUUCCUAUCAGGGAGCACGUAUUAUCAGUGGUCAGGAGGAAGGAGCUUUUGGCUGGAUCACUGUCAACUACCUGAGCGAUAAUUUUAGAAAGGCCUCAGGGACACUUGGAGCUCUUGACCUAGGUGGAGCCUCCACUCAGAUCACAUUUGUUUCGAAGCAGGAGAUGGAGUCUCCAGAAAACUCGAUUGAUUUCCGGCUUUACGGAAAUGAUUACCAUCUCUACACACACAGUUUUCUCUGCUAUGGAAAGGAUCAGGCGCUAAAGUUGACUUUAGCUAAUGAAAUACAAGCAAGUCGUAUAAAGACAGAUCCUAUUAUUCUCGAGGACCCUUGUUUCAACCCAGGAUACAAUGUGACCAAAAGCAUUCAAAGUACCUUUAACAGCCCUUGUCUAGGACAGAAUACAUUUUCUCUGACAAGUUUUAUCCAUAACGGCAUUGGGGAUGGAAAUAAAUGUCAUGCAGCAGUCAAAAAGGUCUUUAACCGCACACACUGUUCUACUUCAAGCUGCUCUUUUAACGGUGUCUUCCAGCCCCCUGUGGAGGGCAGAUUUGGGGCAUUUUCUGCUUUCUUCUUUGUGAUGGACUUUCUGAAUCUGACCAGUUACAGCUUACCAGAGGCUAAAAAACAACUGGCAAAUUACUGCGCCACCCCCUGGCAAACUAUAAAGCAACGGCAUUUUCAAGUAAAGGAGAAGUAUCUUUCAGAGUACUGUUUCUCAGCUACCUACAUCCUGUCCUUGCUUGAAGAUGGAUACAACUUUACAUCUGAUAACUGGAAAGACAUUCAGUUUAUCAAGAAGAUCGGGGACAGUGAUGCUGGCUGGACUCUGGGUUAUAUGCUGAAUCUGACAAACAUGAUUCCUGCAGAAGCUCCAGACACUCCACUUCUGCCUUACGAUGGCUAUGUCACGCUUAUGUUCUUCCUCUCUCUCCUGAUUUUUGUCCUGUUUUUACUUGCCUACGUAUCCAUUCGUCGAUCAUCUGGCCAGGCCCAGAAAGCAAUUAUUUAGCUGUGAAAAGGGAUUGGCAAUUUAUUUCGUUACCAUAAAAGCACAGUCUUCCAAGAACAAAAACCAUGGGACUGACAACCACUUCUGAGUUUUUUUUACUCUAAAUCAAUAAACAGUUUAAAAUUUUUACCUCAUUCAAAGAAGAAAUCAGCUCAAAUAACGGAUUUGUGAAUCUAGUAAAUUGAAGAAAUACAGAAGCACAAACAAUACACCUCUACAACUGGAAUAUGUUUUAUGUCUUUGUUAUUUCUUACAACAACCUUAAAAUGCUGAUUCAAAACAAUCUCAGGAGGAAAGAUAAAGUGAUACAUUUCAAUGAAGGCUACUUGUAGGGUUCUCCCUACAGGGAAAGUGCACUGAACUAUAUUUUGUGUCUUUAAUACUUUAGAACAAAUAAUCAUUCUUCUGCAUAGCAGAGUACAAUAUUUUGUACUCAUCUGGAACAGGACUGGGACAAUAAAAUGAGCCCUGAGAUGUGGUAUGGCCUUAUGUAUUUUACUUAAGUAUGCAUACAAUCAUUAUAAAAGUAAGUAUCUGCAAAUACACUGUUUUUAACAAAAUAUAAGGGGCACAAGGUUACAUUUCUGACUGUCUUUCUAUACAAUAGUGUGUUCUUUUAUUACAUUGCUCCAUGAUGUAUGUUUAAAUUACUGUCAAAAAGUUUUGUAAGGCACAUUUGUUUAAAAUAUCAAUGUACUGUCUAUGUUAUUCUUGUGACGUGUACACUACAGGUCUAUGUUAUGGAAGCAACAAACUAAACAAAAUUAACAAUUAAUUACAUCUACAUUUUUUAAUGGUGCUGUGGCCAGGGCCCUGUGCAAACUAGUCAGUUUCUUUCACACCAAACUUGCCAACAAACCACUGCUUAUACAGCCCACCUGGUGCACAAAGAAAAGCUGCUGCCAUAAAAUUAUUUGGAAUAUUAACUUUAAGUGAAUAACAACAGCUGUGUGCUGUACUUUAACAGUUCUUUAACAUUAAACUAAUGGGUCCAGCCAGAGCCCUUCACCAAACUUCAUUCUUGGAACAAUACAUUCCCACAUUGUAAAGGUGCACUGAGCCAAAUUAAAAGCCCCCAAAAUCAAUCUUCUGUCAGUAUUUAUGAGUGAGGAUUACAUGGCUACAUGCUUCAUUUGAUGGCUGAAAUAACUGAACUCACUAACUGAAAAACGUGUCCAUGUACCUUGUCAUGUAGUUUAUAUUUAAUUUAUAUAAAAUCUUCAUUCUUGGAACCACAUCUAGAUUUACCUAUUUUUCAUUAAAUAAUCUUCUGUGCAGCCAUGUACAUUUAGACAGCCAAGAAGUGAUUAUUCAUUAUCUUAGACCCUGGAAUACUAAUCAGAAGAUUGUGAGCUCAAAUCUCACUUGCACCAACUUUCCACUGUUGGGACUUGCCCUGCCCUUAGCUGUUUAAUUUAUAUGCAAGUAUAUUUUGAUAAUACGAUCUUUUGAAUGUAUAAUACGUAAAUCAUAAAAUGUUAGACUGCAAGAGUCACACUACAUCAAAAACACACAAUCUUGGCCGCUCAGGUGGCGCAGCAGUAAAAACACACGCUGGAACCAGAGCUGGGAUCUCGAAUACAUCGUAUCGAGUCUCAGCUCUGCCUGCCGGCUGGGCUGAGGAGCCACAUGAACAACGAUUGGCCUGUUGUUUAAAUAGGGGUGGGAUAUUAACAAAAGCCAGGUAGGGACUCUCUCAUAACAAAUGCAACUACAACCUCUGCUGGCUGAUUGAUGGUGCCUGCACAGAGACAGGAAAAGAGUGCUGUCAGGGUGUGUCUCUCCGUACACAGUGCUGAUCACUCGUCAAAGUGUAGAUGACAAAAUGCAUUCGGCUGCUGCCCACAUGUCGGAGGUUAGUCAGUGUUAGAUUUUGGCACAUAGUUUUAAAUUUAAAUUGCAUUUUAUAAAGAAUUAGUAAGCUGUACAGUAUUGCUGUAAAUAUUGGGUCAAACCAUUUUGUUAUUAAAAAUGCAAUCUGUUUUUGAAGGUGAUAAGUAUUUAUUUGCUUACACGGAGCAUGCUGAUGAGCCUUUAUGAACAGUACCUACACUGGACACUAUUACAAGCAUGUAUUAAGUAAUCUUACAUGUAUUUAAGAAGGCACAUUGACAAAUACAAACUUUUAUUAAAUUAUUUAAUGCCCACUCAGGAAUGGACUUUUCCCAGCAUUCAUUUGCCUUGAACUGAAAUGUAGCUCAAUUAAUACACAUUAAAUCUUUUCCAGAAUUAAAUGCAAGUGCCCCAUGAAAUUCUCUAAUUUUUUAAGAUUGUGUUAUGAUAAUAUUAAUUGAAUGUCGUUGUGAACCAUUCAUCAAGUUUUACAACUUUUACAACCAAAAAUCUAAUAAGCACAAGUGUUGAUUCAUAACACUGCACAAAGUUUGAUUUCUGUGCAAUAGUUAUUAUGUACUGAAACUAAAGUAAUAAUUUCUGGCCUUACAAUAAAAUAUUCAUACAGGGCAGUAAGAGAUUUAAUUUAUUUCUCUUACUGCCCUGUAGGAAUAUUUUAUUGCUUUUAUAAAACGGCGGUCAACAUAAAAUAUAAUAAAUACAACAAUGUUUAAUUCAUAAAUGUAUUUAUUGGGUAUAAACUUACAAUAAAGCAUUCUCAGUCAGAGCGACUUACAAUUAUGACUGAACACAAUUUUGAGCAAUUGAGGGUUAAGGGCCUUGCUCAGGGGCCUAACAGUGGCAACCCAGUGGUGGUGAGGCUUGAACCGGCAACCUUUUGAUUACUAGUCCUGUACCUUAACCACUGAGCUAUCACUGCCCUGGGAUUUUACAACGGCUUCGAACGCGGCUCAGCCAAUCAGAUUUUAGGACCGGAACUAUCCGUUUUAUAAAAAGUUUUAAAUGCUUACAGUCAAGGCUUCCAGCAUGUAAAAGAUACAUUUAAAGUGUUUAUAUGGUUUGACAGUCUAAAUGUUAUGACAAUUUAAAAAUUAAGCUCAACUGUAAAAUUGAUUUCUAAAGAAUGUAUGUAAUACUGUUACCCUACCUAAAGUUUUAACACAAAUAGUAUUGCUUCCAUACCUUUGACAAGUAGUGGACAUGUAAAAUAUUUUUUUACUAUUAAAAUUGCCAGUGAGUUUAUUUUGA
This is a messenger RNA of Trichomycterus rosablanca, 4680 nucleotides long. It is a transcript of the gene entpd1, whose product is annotated as ectonucleoside triphosphate diphosphohydrolase 1. Lineage: Eukaryota; Metazoa; Chordata; Actinopteri; Siluriformes; Trichomycteridae. Gene Ontology annotation, cellular component: plasma membrane. The transcript is spliced from 10 exons. The record is from RefSeq and is a predicted model, not a curated record. Gene Ontology annotation, molecular function: hydrolase activity. The coding region runs from base 85 to 1578 and encodes 497 amino acids.